Messenger RNA from Owenia fusiformis, 2383 nucleotides. Lineage: Eukaryota; Metazoa; Annelida; Polychaeta; Sabellida; Oweniidae. The record is from the annotation of a GenBank genome assembly.
AUGUUGAGAAAAAUAUUCAUUAAGCAGCAGUUUCAGUUCAAACUAAAAAUCUCUACACUGUCAGACUACAGGGUGUCAAAUAAGUCCCUUACAUCAUUAGCAUCACCCAAGAUGAGUGUUCUUGCUGCAAUGAUGGAGCUUGUCCUGAACAACCUAACAAUGGCCUUGGUAUUCCUGGUGGUCCUUAUUCUAUUGCUGAGAUACCUACAACCCAGUCCUUAUAGCUUACCUCCCAUGCCUGCAUGGAAUAUACCAUAUUUGGGGCACAUUCGCUUCUUAAUGGACGCUAAAACAAUGGGCGAGAAAAUGUACUUGAAAGCUUCAAAGGAAUUAAAGAGCUCUUAUAUAGCAGUAAAGUUUGGAAAGCAAUAUGUUGUAAUGCCUCAUAAAUUUGAGGAUCUGAAAGAGGCAUUCACAAGUGAUCAGUUCAUAUAUCAUGGAGAAAAUAUAAUUGGCGGGAUAACAAUUAAUUCUGGCCUUUUCCAUGAUGGUCAACGCUGGAAGGCACAUCGAAGAUUUGCCUUACACGCCCUUCGUGACCUAGGACUCGGAAAAAGUCGCAUAGAAGGAAAGAUCCAAUUAGAGUCUCAAAAAUUGGUAAAACUCAUUGCUAGUUUGAAUGGUGAACCUACAGAGACGAUUAUAAUACUGAACACAGCUGUGUCAAACAUUAUAUGCACCAUGGUUUUCGGUCAUCGCUUUGAGUAUGAGGACACACUAUUCAAAAGGCUUUUACAGAUUUUAAAUGAGAACACCAAUAAGCACAUGCGACCAGUAUUUUUGUCAAAAUUUUUGCCCUUCUUGAAGUACCUUCCUGGGGAUUUGACACAUGCUAAAAGAUUGAAGCAAAAUGUCGAUGAAAUUAAAACUCAAAUUCUUGAACCAGAAAUCAAGCGCCACAUAGAGAAAUAUGACCCCGACAACAUUGAUGAUUUUAUAGAUGCAUUUAUUCAGGAAAUAAAAAAACUGAAGGACACAGAUGAGGAAAUUUAUUUCAAUGAUGAAGAGCUGAUGUGGAAUAUUGAAGACCUCUUCUUUGCUGGGACAGAUACAACUUCAACAACCCUAAGGUGGUUGCUUCUAUGCAUGAUCCGGUAUCCAGAUGUCCAGGAUAAAGUACGAGCUGAGAUAUUGGAUGCCAUAGGCCCAGAUAGACCUCCAACCAUGCAAGACAAGAAACUGCUAAGUUACACACAGGCUGUCAUCUGUGAAGUUCAGAGAAUGCAUACCUUAACACCACUUGGAUCGAUCCAUUAUAGCUCUGACCAACCAACAAAAUGGAAGGGCUAUACAUUACCCCCAAAUACAGCAUUGUCACCCAAUGUGUAUGCUAUUCACCAUGACGAGGACCACUGGGAGCAGCCAUACCAAUUCAACCCUAAUCGGUUCAUAGGACCAGAUGGAAAAUUCCAGAAAGAUGACCACUUGGUGACAUUUUCAGUUGGUAAGCGGUCAUGUCUGGGUGAAUCACUGGCCAGGAUGGAAACUUUCCUAUUCUUUGUAGCCAUAAUGCAGAAUUUCCAUGUCAAGAAACCAAAAAAUGACCCAAUACCAACCCUCGAAGGAAAACUUGGCAUCUUAAUUGGCCCUUAUCCCCAUAGAGUUUGCUUUGAGAAAAUUUAGGACAAAUAUAGUGACUGCAGAAUGCAGAUGUAUUACGUCCUUUCCAAGUAUGUGAUCUAUGAAACUAAAGGAUGAACAAGAGACUGAAGAUAUAUUAGCUUUAAAUUAGCUCUUCAACAUAAAGUUGCUUUGAGAAACUAUAAGUCAUAUUAAACUCCCCAGUCAAAUAUAGGUGGCAUGUUGUCACUGGGGGAGGUCUUAGAGGUUCCAAGGAAUACCAGAUUGUCAUUUACAUUGAAGACCAUCAAUCUGUGCACUUUCCAGGGAGUUUAUAAAAAAGAUUUCAGACAAUUGAUCUCCCUAUGCUGACCACUCAGGUGAUGAAGACUAUUAUUAUUUGAGAAAGGAACAAUGCACAAGCAUUUAUGAUUCCGUAUACAUAAACUCAAAAGAGUUCUGUCGAUCAUUGAAAAUGUACGUACAGAAUACAAGUUUAUAAUAAUAUCAUACCAACAUUUAACACUACAAGAGCAUUACAACUAAAAGAAUACUGAUGCAAAUUGACACUACAACUAAAAGAAUACUGAUGUAAAUUUUUUUUAAAUGUAUAAAAAUCAACUGUUUGUUGUUCAUAAAUAAACUAAAGCCUCAGUCACAUUUGCUAUACAGCGGGAAUAUUGCAGCCAUAGCUUCACAAAAUAGAUAUAGAAUAUCUAUGUUGUAUUGCUUAUCCCUAUAUUUUAUGCUGCAUAUUUCUCUCGAUUUUGGGAAGCUACGAUUGCCUUAGAUCAAAUGUGACUGAGGCAUGAGACACAUACCC